GUAGCCCGCAAUUUACACAUGGAAAGGUUGCGAAACCACUAUUUGUUUCCUGAGAUUUCAGCACGUGAACUUGAACACAUUAAGAAGUACCCAAAUGAAAAAGUGAUAAGGCUUGGGAUUGGCAAUACAACAGAGCCUAUACCAGAAGUUAUAACUUUGGCAAUGUCUGAUUUUACACGUGCCCUUUCAACACCUGAAGGCUAUAGAGGGUAUGGUGCUGAGCAAGGCAACAUGGAACUAAGGAAAGCAAUAGUAAAAACAUUCUAUGGAGAUCUACCAGUGAAAGAUACAGAAGUUUUUGUAUCAGACGGCUCACAAUGUGAUAUCUCUCGCCUUCAGCUGCUUUUGGGAUCUAAUGUGACAAUUGCUGUACAGGAUCCAUCCUUUCCGGCAUAUAUAGAUUCAAGUGUCAUAAUAGGUCAGGCUGGUGGUUUUGAAGAUGAAACAGGGAAGUAUCAGAACAUUGUAUACAUGAAAUGUGGGCCUCAGAAUCAUUUCUUUCCUGAUCUGUCGAACACUUUAAGAACAGACGUUAUCUUCUUUUGCUCUCCAAAUAAUCCAACUGGCCAUGCGGCAUCAAGGGAGCAAUUAGAGCAACUUGUGGAAUUUGCCAAGGAAAAUGGAUCGAUCAUUGUAUAUGACUCUGCCUAUGCUGCUUAUAUCACCGAUGAAAGUCCUCAAUCAAUAUAUGAAAUACCUGGGGCCAUAGAGGUUGCAAUUGAAAUUUCCUCAUUCUCCAAAAUUGCUGGGUUCACUGGUGUCCGUCUUGGUUGGACUGUGGUACCUGACGAGCUCUUAUUUUCAAACGGGUUUCCUGUCAUACAUGACUUCAAUCGAAUUGUGUGCUCCUGCUUUAACGGUGCUUCCAAUGUAGCUCAGGCCGGUGGGCUAGCAUGUCUUUCCCCAGAGGGUGCCAAGGCAAUGCUCUCUGUGGUUGACUACUACAAAGAGAAUGCUAACAUACUUGCUGAAAGUUUUGCUUCCCUGGGCUUAAAUGUCUAUGGUGGUGUAAAUGCACCUUAUCUGUGGGUUCAUUGUCCAGGUUUGAGGUCUUGGGAUGUGUUUAAUGAAAUUCUUGAAAAGACGCACAUAAUUACAGUCCCUGGGAGUGGGUUUGGUCCUGGUGGUGAAGAGUUCAUUAGGGUUACUACUUUUGGUCACAGAGAAACUAUCCUAGAAGCCUCAACAAGGCUCAAGAGCCUCGUGCUAGUGUAAUUAUUUAGUAGCUUCGGAGAACCAACUCAAAAUGUUAACAUGAUGCUCUUGAACCAAUAAGAGCACUAGCUAUGAAAUGAGGUAUAUCCCACUUGACCCACCUUGGUUGUCUGGGUGGAAGACAAAGUCGGUCUCAUCCAUUCCCUUUUGUGCAGCCUUGGAAGCAUUACAUGCACAUGCUGUGGUGGUGCUCCAAAAUUAUUCACAUCUACAUUAAAUAAAGUAAGGUCAUAGGUUGACCCAAAUUUUGAUGCUUUUGUUUUUAAGUGUAAAAUAAAAUUUUGCUCAUAUAAUUUCCUGAAAAUAUAUAACUGAACAUGAAUAAUAAUUAUGAACUGGUUACUUUACCUUGAAUGAGAUUCAUCAUGGACACAAGUUCUCAUAUGCCUUUGUGAGUGUUGACUAUGUGUACAUCCCUCUUGUUGAAGAGUACCCUCAAUCCAUUCUAAUUGUCACUAUAGACCCGACUAUUAAUUCAGACAUCACGAUUGGUAAGAGAGCGCAUCAUUCACCAUUUGAAUUAGUAGUCCAGUUUAACUGAAUGCAAAACAUAAAAAUAAAAGCUAGAAAAGCAAGAAACACAAGAUAAAUCAUUAUUUGGUCAAUACUAAAAGUUUAUGAAAACAUGCUCAAACAUCUUCUGUUGGAGUUUACACAAUUCAUAUGAAAAUAUGCAGUCAAUUUCUACAGCAAUGCUGGAAAAUGAUCAGCAGAAUCAUGGAUCCUUUACAAUACCAUAAAAUUAACAUGCAACCCCUAUCAAAUAUAUAUAUCAAUUGUCACUCCAGGCAACAAACAAAUGAUAAAAUUCAAUCAAACUUACGAAAUACAAA
Camellia sinensis is the source of this 2048-nucleotide messenger RNA. Lineage: Eukaryota; Viridiplantae; Streptophyta; Magnoliopsida; Ericales; Theaceae. The record is from RefSeq and is a predicted model, not a curated record.